Molecule: messenger RNA, 1526 nt
Organism: Amoebophrya sp. A120
Lineage: Eukaryota; Dinophyceae; Syndiniales; Amoebophryaceae
Source: the annotation of a GenBank genome assembly
GCUAGAUAAAAAAAAAAAACGUCGGAGAUAGACACAAAAUACAAUUCGUGCUAAAAUGCAGCGUGUGAGUAAGUCUAAGGUGUAAGAUUCUGUCGAGUUCGCGUUAUUUGGGGUUCUCGAUAUUGGUAAGCUCUUGUUUUGUUUUUGCCUAUCAAGAACUUGAAGCGGCCCGUUGGUUGCUGAGAACUAGAAGCUCAUGUUCUACACGAGUAGUAAUCGGCAAUCACGACCUCCAGGCCAUUUCGCGGGGGCACGCUAACCUCUGCCGGCCAGGCUCCGCCUAACGUGGCCGUUCGAUAGUUGCUUUUCCCGUCGGUAGCAAUCGAUACCGUCUCCGACGACGAUCUCCCGCAUGACUAGACUUACGGCCGGGCGGCGGGCGAUCGCAACUAGAUUCCCUCCGUCUUUCGCGAUAUGUUGCAGAAGUACUCUACUUACCACGUACCGCACCGAGAGAGAAUUCACGCAUGUGGUGGCACGCGGCCGGGACGUUGCGAAAACACGUAGUCUGACCACGACCUGUGGGACAGCAGGCGAUUCAUGUGGAUAUCAUCAUCUGCGCAACACGGCGGUGGAGCAUCAGGGCGAGCACUUACUCGAGAAGAACGCCGGGAGUACUAGUGGCGCAAAAAUGCUGCUGCUGUCACUGGAGCGCAUGAUGCGCAUUAGCCGGAAAUUAGGCGGAGGACGUGGAUGUGGAUAUACCAGUCUCACUCGGUUGCCACCAAAUCUCUCAUGGCUCACCACGAUCGCUUGCACCAGUGCCAUGGGCCCUCGUGCGACGAUGGGAGGAUAUUUAAGAGGUCUUCACGUGAUAUCAUCAACCAACAAUGCCGCAAGACCAGUACAACGACUGCGGGAACAACAUCAAUCUCGCCGCCACAUCAACACGCAGCGGCGCAGGAAAAUCGCGAUCCGGAAAUACCACUACCGGUUCCACUUCAAAAAUGCGCAGUUUCGGCUGAUAUCAAAGAAAAAAAGUUCGUCGCGAUCACUCAUGCGCAUUUUUGCAAUGCAAAACUGUUUGUCAUGCGUAAAAAUGCAUCACAGCCAAACUUCAUUAGGGAUUUCCCUAGUGUUUCCGCAAUACAAGGAAAGUUUGUGACGCUGAGAAAAUUUGUAAUGCAAAGCCUGCAAGUUAGUGACUGUGACAAGCUUUUUUCUCUCCAUAGCUGAAAAUUCCGAUUUACUACGGGCCGAUAGCACUGCGACCGACCAACGCAAAUGAUAAAAGAAGAAGUGCACAGAGGAACUAUUAUCGGACGCCCAAAUUGAAGGUCUUCAAACGACAGAGGUAGAUAAAGUGUGAUGGCAGUUCUACUCUUUGUGCGAGGCAGCAGCUCCGCACGGCGAGAACUUGCAUUUGAUGUUGUACAUCAACAGCUCACAAUAUUGCGAUUCUUGCACUGUUCAGAAGGAGAGCCUAGAAAAGCGUGACAACGAACAAACGUGGCAGCGCCGACUGCAGAAACAGAUGAAAAUCGCAAAAAUGAUGAAACAGCGUAUUGUAAAAUUUUCGAUCAGAA